This is a messenger RNA of Saccostrea echinata, 1350 nucleotides long. RefSeq names its product chitotriosidase-1-like. Gene Ontology annotation, cellular component: extracellular region. Gene Ontology annotation, molecular function: chitinase activity; chitin binding. The transcript has 8 exons. The annotation marks the transcript as partial. Gene Ontology annotation, biological process: chitin catabolic process; carbohydrate metabolic process. The record is from RefSeq and is a predicted model, not a curated record. Lineage: Eukaryota; Metazoa; Mollusca; Bivalvia; Ostreida; Ostreidae.
AUGACGAUGCUGCAGCAUGUGUCGUAUGAUUAUUCUGUCGUACAACCAUAUAAACGAGUAUGCUACUUCACCAACUGGGCACAAUACAGAACUGCUCCUAUGACCUUCAAAGCGGAUGAUGUGGAUCCUUUCCUCUGCACUCAUAUCAUGUACGCUUUCGGUAAAGUCGUGGGCAACACAAUCGAUGCUUAUGAGUGGAACGACAAGGGCACCGGUGGCCAAUACGAGAAGAUAAUGAACCUGCGAUCCGUGAACCCAGACCUCAAGAUCCUGCUGGCCAUAGGUGGAUGGACUCACGGCACCGCGCCCUUCACUGCCGUGGUAGAUGACCCCAAUGACAUGGCAGCUUUUGCAAACAACGCCUUGGCCUACUUAAAAACUUACGGAUUCGACGGUCUGGAUCUGGACUGGGAGUAUCCGGGUGGUAAUGGAAGCCCUCCAGAGGACAAACAGCGUUUCACGUCUUUUGUGCAGAAACUUCGCCAAGUGUUUGACGCUGAUGGUGUAGCCAACAACCGCGCGCCUCUGUUACUGACGGCAGCUGUUGCAGCUGGCAAAAGUACAAUCGACAAAGCCUAUGAAAUUGACCUCAUCUCCAAAGAGCUAGAUUUCAUCAACCUAAUGAGCUACGAUCUUCAUGGAAGCUGGGAAGCAACCACCGGACAUCACAGUGCGCUAUUUGGCCGUGCCGGUGAAGUUGGAACUGCUGCAUAUAUGAAUGUGGAUUACGCGGUGAACUACUGGAUUAAUCUCGGUGCACCUCCAGAAAAACUGGUUUUGGGAAUGGGUUUGUAUGGCAGAUCCUUCACCCUCUCUAGUUCCAGUAAUACAGGAGUAGGAGCGCCCGCCGUAGGAGCAGGAGCGGCUGGAACGUAUACUGGAGAAGCAGGGUUGUUGGCCUAUUACGAGGUGUGUUAUAAUUUGAAAUACAAUGGUUGGACAAGACAGUGGCACGGUGAGCACAAGGUACCGUACGCGUAUCACGGUACCCAGUGGAUUGGAUAUGACGACACAGAGAGUUUCCAAGUAAAGGUUGACUACAUCAAGUCCAAAGGACUGGGUGGCGGUAUGGUUUGGUCUCUUGAUCAAGACGAUUUCAGCAACAGCUGUGGCGAUGGGGCGUAUCCUCUGAUGAACUUAUUGCGAAGUGAGCUGUCUGGAUCACCUGUAGCUUCCACUCCUUUGCCACCAUCAUUGCAUUCCUCCUCUCAAACUGUGCCAUCCUCCUCCACUAGAUUACCUACCACCAUUCCCAGCACUGCAGUGUCGGGAUACAAACGAGUAUGUUACUUCACCAACUGGGCACAAUACAGAACUGCUCCUAUGACCUUCAAAGUGGAUGAUGUGGAU